Messenger RNA from Gaeumannomyces tritici R3-111a-1, 1434 nucleotides. RefSeq lists its product as hypothetical. Lineage: Eukaryota; Fungi; Ascomycota; Sordariomycetes; Magnaporthales; Magnaporthaceae. The transcript has a single exon. The record is from RefSeq and is a predicted model, not a curated record. Bases 82 to 1434 code for a protein of 450 amino acids.
CCCAACCCACGUUUAGAGAUGAUGCCCUGGCUGUAGUGCUGGGCCGCGUUUCCGUUAUCACUCACCUGCCCAACAAUCACCAUGACGCCCAUCUCCGCCAUCGCCCUGGCUCUGGGCCUAUUCGCCGAGACAGGUCUGGCUGGCGUCUCGGUCCGCAAGACCGGCACGGCGCCGACCGGCUACGAGGUGGACUUCACGCUGGCCAACGAUACGGCCUCGCGGGUCCUCGUCGCCGGCGGCCUGUUCCCCUUCACCGACCAGUGGCACACGGGCUGGCAGCGCUCCAACGGCUGGAGCCCCAGGGACUACCAGGCCGGCGACUUCGUACUGCCACAGGCCGCGGGUGGACUCGGGGACGCCGACUGGCCCUACGUUAUGAAGCGCGACGGCGGCGGCGACUGGCGGCUGACGGUCCCGCUGCCGUCGGGCACGUACAACUACGCCUUCCUCGUCGACUGCGACGCCCCGUUCAACUGCACCUUUGCCAGCGGCAAGUGGGUGAUGGACCCGGACAACCCGCCCUUCGUCAACGUGGCCGGCGACGCCACCGCCUCGUCCUUCCAGGUGCCCUUCGACGCCCGCUUCCAGGCCACGCCGGCGGGCGGCUCGGACCUCAACUUCGACUACGCCCUCCCGCGCGCCGACCCGGCCGAGCGCGGCGCCGUCACGACGGUCAACUACACGUCGCCCGGCUCCGUCUGGCCCGCGCCCGACGUGCACGAGUUCGCGCUCUACACUCCCCCGGGCUACCACUCCAGCGGCCCGGACCGCGAGUACCCGGUCCUGUACCUGUCGCACGGCGGCGGCGGCAACGGGCUGGACUGGCAUGGCCUGGGCCGCAUGGGCGGCAUCAUGGACACCCUGAUCGCCGAGGGCUCGCUCGAGCCGACCGUGGUGGUGAUGCCGACCUUCUACAACAUCGCGCCCGAGUACCGCUUCACCUACGGCCUCUCGGGCGCGCGGGCCCCCGACGCCCCCGUGGUGCGCGAGAACUAUGCGGCCCACCUCUUCCCCUUCGUCGAGGCCAACCUGCGCGUGUCGCGGUCGCCGGCGCGGCGCGCCUUUGCGGGCCUCAGCCUGGGCGGGCGCCUGACGUACGAGAUGCUGGUCAACGCGACCGACUACUUUGCCUACUUUGGCAUCUUCUCGGCCGCCCAGGGCAUAGUGGGCCCGGGGGACUUGGCGGCCAAGGCGCCCGCGCUGAGGCGCAAGGGCAUCUUCAACUCGUACGGCCUUUACGACUUCACCUUUGACAUAGACCGCUCCAUCGAGGUCGCCAUGAACGCGAACGGCAUUCCCUACCUGAGCCGCAUCCAACCUUGGGGUGGCCACUACUGGCCGACCUGGAUGGACUGCCUGUACCACUUUGGCCGCAGCGCGCUGUGGAAGCCGCUGCCGUUUGAUGGGAGGACGGGGAGGGGCGUGAAGAACUAG